Molecule: messenger RNA, 2124 nt
Organism: Melanotaenia boesemani (Boeseman's rainbowfish)
Lineage: Eukaryota; Metazoa; Chordata; Actinopteri; Atheriniformes; Melanotaeniidae
Gene: tmem30b
Product: transmembrane protein 30B
Exons: 8
Coding region: 350-1366 (338 amino acids)
Biological process (GO): phospholipid translocation
Cellular component (GO): Golgi apparatus; endoplasmic reticulum; plasma membrane
Source: RefSeq, a predicted model, not a curated record
AGACGAUACCGAUUUUUAAACUUUAGCAGUGCGCCAUUCUUAUAAAACAAACGUUUUCUAUGUUUUAAUCGUCUACAAACAGCUAUGAAUGGAAUUUUAAGAACUGAACGGGAUUCAGGACUUCCGUUUUUCACUUUUCAGUUUGCAUUCUGCUGAGAAACACUAAAACUGAUCUGAGUCCUGCAGAAAAAGAUGCCUGGCUUGGAGAGGAACAGGAAGAAGAGGUGUGGUUAGGCAGGUAAAGGUGAAGUGCUACAUACAGGGAAGCAUAUCAGUGGUUUGUUGACUGCUUUAUUUUUUUACUUCGAGUGGACUCCACUUUGCAAUUUAGUCCAACAGAACCAAGGAAAUGAAGCAAGAUCAGAAGUCAACCAACCGGCCUGACAACACCGCCUUCACUCAGCAGAGGCUUCCGGCAUGGCAGCCUAUACUCUCUGCAGGCAUUGUAAUCCCAGGGUUUGUUCUCAUUGGUCUGGCAUUUAUCGGGAUUGGAGCCGCACUCUUUGUUACUUCGCGGAGCAUCCAGGUGCUGGAGAUGGACUACACUGGGGAUGAGACAAGUUCACCCUGCUACAAAUGCAUCAGUCCAGAUGUCAAGAACUGUGUGUGCAAUCUGAAUUUCUCCAUUGACAUCACCUUAAAGGGACCAGUGUUCUUUUAUUAUGGCUUGUCCAACUACUUCCAGAACUACAGAAAUUAUGGGGCAUCCAAAGAUGAUAACCAGCUGUAUGGAGACCUUACUUUCUUUCAAAGCCCCAGUUCCACCUGUUCACCCUAUAACUAUGACAACAAUAAGAUACCAAUUGUGCCUUGUGGAUCAGUAGCAAACAGCAUGUUCAAUGACACCUUCAAGUUGUAUCAAGUCAUCGGUGGACAAAAGACGCUGGUGCCCUUUGAUGGAAAAGGGAUCGCAUGGUGGACAGACUACAAUGUCAAAUACAGAAAUCCCAGUGUUACCCCAAUCAAAAACGCCUUCAAUAAUACUGUAAAACCCAUAUUUUGGCAAAAGUACGCUUAUGAACUGGACCUCUCAGACUCUACAAACAACGGCUUCAUAAAUCAAGACUUUCUGGUGUGGAUGAGAAGGGCAGCGCUGCCUGAUUUCAAAAAGCUGUAUCGACGGAUCGCAAGCGGUGAAUAUGAAAAUGGACUACCAGCUGGAAACUACUCCCUUGAGAUUUCUUACAACUAUCCUGUACAGAGCUUUGAUGGAAAAAAGAAAGUGGAGUUCAGCAACGUGUCUUGGAUGGGCGGAAAGAAUGACUUCCUGGGCAUUGCCUACCUUGUGGUUGGUUCAAUGUGUAUCUUCAUGUCCAUAGUCAUGCUCAUCGUCUACGCUAAAUUCAAGUUUGCCGAAGACGAAUGAAUAAUAUUGAGCUGGAACUGACUGAAGGUUCACCAUCUGUGUUAACAAAUUGGUUUCUGUUUCUUAUUUAAAGAGACAAUAAAAAUUUAGCCUAGUGUUACGAAAUAGUAGAAUCAACUACAAACUGAGUUGAACAUGUUAUUCUGGAAAGGGUUGGUAUUUAUUUUGUUUUAAAGGACUUGAUGUUGCAGCUUCCAGAGCGACUGCAUAUUAGUAACUGACUGUAAAAACUGGGUCAUGAAUUCCUCUUUGGCCACACGUUCUUGUCCAUUGGCACAUCAGUGAGAUUGGCACAAUGGAGAUUUUCUUUAAGUGCAAAAAAGUUCUAAGUCAAGCUCUGUAACAUUUGUUGGCAGCAGAACUUUUGUGCAUCUAUAUUUCUGAAAAUUCUGCUUCCAUCUUCAGAAAAUGAGUUUCAUCCUGGACAGUGACGUUAAAGUAAUAAAUAACCUGAAAAGCAACGUAAUAGCAAUUGCAUUUAAUGAUUGUGGUAUAUAUAACUUUAUUUGCAAAUGAGUGCUGUAAAAAUUGUGAAUAUAUUACUCUAACUCAGGAAUAUGGGCUGCAGGCAAUUCUGCUUAUGUUUGUGAUUAUUCUUUGAAACCAAAUUUUUACUUAAUGCUUAUAUUUAUUUUAUAAAAUAGCACAAAGCUAUAGUGUCUCAUUGUCACCAGGACACAUCUUGUUACAUGAGCAUUUUUUCUGGAAAUAUUUAUGCAAAUGUGGUUUUUGUGUCUAAUAAAGUUUUUACCUCUUUA